Molecule: messenger RNA, 780 nt
Organism: Echinostoma caproni
Lineage: Eukaryota; Metazoa; Platyhelminthes; Trematoda; Plagiorchiida; Echinostomatidae
Source: the annotation of a GenBank genome assembly
AUGUUAGCCUCACAAGAGCGCGGAUCUGUUUCCAUCAAGUCAUCGUCAUCGUCAGCCACUUCAUCGAAACCUGUCAGUAGUGUGCGCUUGAAGAAAGAUCCAAUUCCAAAAGCUACCGCUGAUGGCAAACCCGUCCGCAUUGGCACACGCGAUAAAUCGGAUUCCUACUCUCUUUCUUCGGUAGAUGUGAUGGAUUCGAAUGAUAUGAAAUACAUGGACGAUAGCACGUCCUCUUCCUCUACCUCAUCUAUCUCAGGUGGAGUUGACUUAGGUUCGUCUUCGGCCUCUACUGCCUCUGCUUCACCUACAACUGCUCAGUCUUCUCACUCACAAGACACACUGAAAUUCGACACGCGUUCACCUUUGGCUUGUCCUUUAUCCAACGGACUCAGUGGUCCAUCAAACUCGAAUUCCGUAUCCUCACGUUCGGUUCCAACUUCGCUUGUCAAUGGACAACAAACCAAUGCUGUCCGAUAUUCGGCCCCAAUCCAUCGACCUACUUACAUGCCCAAACCUUCUCGUAUUCCCGUAUUAACAAGUCUGGGCCGGAUCAAGCCUUUGGACAUCCGGAACGGAUCUGAAAAUCGUCCGCAUCCCCAUCCUUCCGGCAAUGACGGCACUGGGCCCGGGAAUCAUUCACCCACCAACAGUCCGGCCAGUUCAUCUCCGCGCACCCCGGUUCGACUGAACGAGGUAGACCAUAAUGGCAUGGAUUCCUCCGAGUCCACGGUUGAACCGGAUGACUGGUAUUCACAAAAGGUAACUGAUACACCGAAAUAG